Colletotrichum phormii is the source of this 1178-nucleotide messenger RNA. RefSeq lists its product as uncharacterized. The coding region runs from base 371 to 829 and encodes 152 amino acids. NCBI's taxonomy places the organism in Eukaryota, Fungi, Ascomycota, Sordariomycetes, Glomerellales, Glomerellaceae. The record is from RefSeq and is a predicted model, not a curated record. The transcript has a single exon.
GUUGAGGAGAUCGCCUGCUGACACCUCGGCGUCUCUCGCGGGAUCUGGCGCGUUUCUCACGAUCUCAUGCACGCUUACCACCACUCGAUAUAAAACACCAGCCCUGGUCCACGUCACUCCCUGGCAGGCUACACUGACACGCUACUCGAUUGACUUUCCGCUCGAUACAGGCACUACAUUCCAACAGUAUCUGUUCGGGGCAACUUCCUCUUUAGGAAGCCAUCUCCUGAACAAGAGCAAAUCACAACUACCAUCAUCUUCCGCCUCUCUCCGCUUUAUUGGGCCAUGUGCCAGAUCCGGCCAUCGCUAUCAAAACAUCACAUCUCAAUUCUUUGACUGGGUCGUUUCCGCUGUUUCGACAUGGGUUUUGAUGUGGGAUCUUGGUGUACUCCUCAGGUACCUAAAAAGUCGUGGUCCCAGUACCCGUCUGGUUCCCCAUGGCGCGGGUUCGUCGAUUUCCUUCGGCUUUUUAUUCACGCCGGAAUGCGGAGGAGUUCUUAUGAAAACCACAUUGUUGGCGACAUUGAUCACGGUAUUACGAGUAUCAAAGACUCUUGGAGAGAAUUGUCUUCGGGCUGGUGGUCGGAGAUUCGACAGCAGCAGCUCGGCAACGGCUAAACACCCUAGGACCUCAUCUCGACUCGACCCAGUUGCGUUGCUGCCGCCGGGUCUAUCAGAUCAUGCUCAUGUUUGUUUCCUAGCUUCAUAUGCAGAUCCCCAUUCUCGAGUCCCGGCGCAGAUAACUGGCUGCUCAACUCACGAGCCAGUGCUGCCUCACCGACCUUGGGUCGAUAUGCCGGGCCGCUGUUCAAAGUCACAUUGCAGUUGACACAUGCAGCCACCCACGAUACAGACGGAGUAAUGGCCGUCGAUGUACCGCUAUCCUCAUCCAACUCGCCAGCUGUCGUCAACCUCUCUGUCUGUGACUCUCGCUCUGCAGACCUGCGAGCACAGUAUGUGAUGAGUUAUGGCCAAACCGCGCUCUCGAAAGUGCGGCCGCACUUUGCAGUCCAGUCCAGCCAACCCAGAUUUCUUGGGAAUGGAAAAACAGGUAUGCAUUGCUGCUUAGCGCUGCUCAGGGAUGUGUCAGGCACGGUGGCAGUGGCACGUCCCGAGUCUGAGGCGAUAGCAGCCAGGAAGCUCACGCUUACCAUGUGGCUUCGGCUCAUGGGCCAGAC